Sphenostylis stenocarpa is the source of this 7131-nucleotide messenger RNA. Lineage: Eukaryota; Viridiplantae; Streptophyta; Magnoliopsida; Fabales; Fabaceae. The record is from the annotation of a GenBank genome assembly.
AUGAGAAUUUUUUUAAAACACAAAAACCCUAGCCAUUUUCUCACAUCAGCCAUCCAGCCGCCGCCUCCUCACAAACACACCACCGGAGACGGUCAGAAGAGAUGUGUCAGAGAGAGAGAAGCACCAAAUGAGGGCACAGGCGACACAUUUACGCUGAACGGCGCUGUUUCUAAGGCCCCGUCGCUGCCAGGGUCGGUUGCGCCACGGCCUGGGUUGAAGACAGUUCAGCAACACAGAUUUGAUUUGAUACUUAGGAUGCAAAGGUAUCAUGCUGGCAGCUGCGCUAGUGCAGUUAAUAACACUGCAAUUGGUGGGUCAUCCACUAGGGACAUUGCAAGAACCGAUUCGUCUUCCUUGCCAGCUAACUUUCCUGUGAGUUCAAGGUGCUUCAUAUUCCAAAUGAUUGUGGUUGUGAUACACCUUCUGUUGCUUCAAUCCCUGGUAGCUAGCUGUCAGAGACGACGAUAUGAGAAGCGACAACAACUAUUAACCCCAUACAAGUUGAAGUGUGAUAAAGAACCUCUGAACUCUAGGCUUGGUCCCCCAGAUUUCCACCCCCAAACACCAAAUUGCCCUGAAGAGACUCUGACCAGAGAAUAUUUGCAAUCUGGAUACAGGGACACAGUUGAAGGGCUUGAGGAAUCUAGAGAAAUUUCUCUGACCCAGGUUCCAAAUUUUAACAAGGCAGUUGUCCUUAGCUGCAAAGAGGCCAUUAGAAAACGUCUAAGGGCAAUCAAUGAAUCUCGUGUUCAGAAGCGGAAGGCUGGUCAAGUAUAUGGAGUGGCUCUUUCAGGGUCACAACUUGCUAAGCCCGGUGUUUUCCCUGAACAAAGGCCAUGCCCUGAAGACUUCCGGAAGAAAUGGAUUGAGGGCUUAUCUCAACAGCACAAGAGAUUACGUUCUUUAGCGGAGCUUGUUCCUCUUGUUAGAAGGAAAUCACUUUUAGAGGUUCUUAUUAGGAAUAAUGUUCCAUUGUUGAGGGCUACCUGGUUUAUAAAGGUUACUUACCUUAAUCUGGUUCGGCCAUGUUCUGCUAGUAUUCCUUCUGGGACUGGUGACAAAACUCAGCUUUCUUGUUCUGAACUUUGGACUAAAGAUGUUGUCGAAUACUUGCAAACACUUCUUGAUGAGUUUUUCUCAAAAAAUACUUCUCAUUCUACUCCUCAUAAUCGAGACCGAUCACCCAAAGUACCUUAUACUGCAUCACUUCAGCACAGAAGUGAUCAGUUAUUAUCUGUUUCUGAUGGUGAAGAACCAUCUUUACAUUUUAGAUGGUGGUAUAUUGUUCGCCUUUUGCAAUGGCAUCAUGCCGAAGGGCUUCUUCUUCCAUCUGUCAUCAUUGACUGGGUUUUGCGCCAAUUACAGGAAAAACAAUUGCUUGAGAUUUGGCAGCUGCUAUUGCCUAUUGUGUAUGGCUUUUUAGAAAUUGUGGUCCUAUCCCAAACAUAUGUUUGCACUCUUGCUGGUAUAGCUCUUCAUGUUAUUCGUGAUCCUGCUCCUGGUGGAUCAGAUCUAGUAGACAAUUCCCGGAGAGCAUAUACAAUGACUGCUCUGAUUGAGAUGCUCCGCUUUUUAAUCCUUGCAGCUCCAGAAACUUUUGUUGCUUUGGAUUGCUUUCCUUUGCCAUCCUCUGUAGUUUCUUACACAAUAAAUGAUGGAAAUUUUGUAUUAAAGGCAAACGAAGCUGCAGGAAAGAUAAAAAAUAGUCCAGAAGAUGUUUGUUUAUUUAAAAGUAAAGGAUUUGAUAUACAAUACCAAUCAUUGGCAUUUGAUAAUGUUAUUUCAUGCAUUCAAGAACACGUAGAAGAUCUCACAAAGGCUGUAAGCCCAGGCUAUCCAGGUCAAUAUCUGGCUAAAGCUGCACAAGCCUUGGAUAGAUCCCUUGUAUUAGGUGAUCUUCAUGGAGCAUACAAAUUUCUUUUUGAAGAUCUUUGCAAUAAAACUGUAUCUGAAGUUUGGAUUGCAAAAGUCAGCCAUUGCUUAAGGUUAUCUCUGAAGUGGUUUCGGACCGUAAAUACAUCACUUAUUUAUUCAGUGUUUUUCCUUUGUGAAUGGGCUACAUGUGAUUUUAGGGAUUUUCGGACUGCUCCUCCCUGUGACAUAAAGUUCACGGGUGGGAAAGAUCUUUCCCAAUUGCAUAUUGCAAUUAGGCUUUUAAAGAUGAAACUGAGGGAUAUGCAGAUUUCUCCAAGCCAAAGGAGUGGAAACACUUGUGCUCGUGGAGGCAGUUAUUUAGCAAAAUGUUCAGGCCAGCAGAGUAAUAAGAAUUUUUUUAUCAAUGCAUCCAAAACCAAAUCUAGUUCAAGAAGUAUGGAUCAGAAUAUCUGUUCUUCAGCUAUAUUUGAAAGCCCAGGUCCCCUACAUGAUAUUAUUGUUUGUUGGAUUGAUCAGCAUAUGGUGCAUAAAGGGGAAGGUCUCAAACGUCUACAUCUACUUAUAGUGGAACUCAUACGGGCAGGAAUCUUUUAUCCACUGGCAUAUGUACGCCAGCUGAUAGUGAGUGGGAUCAUGGAUAUUAAUUUGGUUGACUUGGAGAGACAGAAGAGACAUUGCCGAAUCUUGAAACAACUUCCUGAGAAGUUUGUGCGUGAUGCUUUGGUAGAAUCAGGGAUUAGUGAUGGGCCACGGCUCACUGAAGCAUUGCAAAUUUACUUGAAUGAACGCCGCCUCGUACUACAUUGUUCCUUAUGGGAGAACCAUGGCAGUGCCAGCAAUGUCGAUAUAUCUUCUCUUAAGCAAAAACAGUGCACAUCUUCAACAAAAGACAGAGCUUCUACAAUGUCAAUUGAUCAAUGGAAAAGUGUUCGAUCUAAUAAAAUAUCCUCUAAAAAUCCCAAGGAUGACAAUGGUGUUGAAGAACUGAAGACAUUCAUCUCAGCCCUGUUACAACUACCAAAGAGUUUAUCUAAUUUGAGCACUACCGUAUUGGAUGAAUCUCAAGGCAGUGUCAGGAAACCUUUUGGUUCGCACAGCAAGAUUGAUCUAAUGGAGGCUACACCUGGUUGUGAAGAAUGUAGAAGAGCAAAGAGACAAAAAUUGACUGAGGAAAGAAGCUCGUUUGUUCAAGCUCCUUCUCCUGUGCUGUCUGAUGACGAAGAUACAUGGUGGAUGAAGAAGGGUCUAAAAUCCCCAGAGCCUCUCAAAGUUGAUCAACCACUGAAGCCUAUCAAGCAGGUUACUAAGACUCGACAGAAGUCUGUCCGUAAAACCCAGAGUCUUGCUCAACUGGCAGCUUCUAGAAUUGAGGGUAGCCAAGGGGCAUCAACAAGUCAUAUGUGUGACAAUAAGGUUAACUGCCCUCACCAUAGAACUGCUACAAAUGGAGAUACAGCAAGAUCUGUUGAUGGAAUUCGAUCAGGUCACUGUGAAGAUAUUGUUUCAAUUGGAAAGGCUAUAAAACAGCUGCGCUUUGUUGAAAGAAAGGAAAUAACACUUUGGUUGAUGACUGUAAUUAGGCAGCUUAUUGAAGAGUCUGAAAAAGUUGUUGGUAAAGUUAGCCAGUUUGGCAGGUCUUUUGCCAGUGUGGAUGAUAAAAGCUCAAACCGGUGGAAACUUGGUGAGGAUGAACUUUCUGCUUUACUUUAUCUGAUGGAUGUGUCAGACGAUUUAGUAUCAGCUGUAAAAUUCCUCUUAUGGUUGCUGCCAAAGGUUUAUAGUAGCCCUAAUUCUACAAUUCAUAGUGGAAGGAAUGUUUUAAUGCUGCCAAGGAAUGUGGAGAACCAAGCUUGUGAUGUUAGUGAGGGUUUUCUGUUAUCAUCUAUAAGAAGGUAUGAGAACAUUCUUGCUGCAGCAGAUCUUAUUCCUGAAGCUCUUUCGUCAAUAAUGCAUCGUGCUGCAGCUAUUUUGGCAUCUAAUGGAAGGGUUUCAGGUUCGAGUGCCCUAGCUUUUGCUUGUCAUUUAUUAAAAAAAUAUGGUAAUCUGGUGAGUGUCAGUGAGUGGUUGAAAAAUUUUAAGAGUACAUGUGAUAAGAGACUUGCUUCUGAAGUAGAGUCUGGACGGUCAGUUGAUGGAGAGUUAGGGCUUCCACUUGGUGUUCCUUCUGGAGUUGAGGACCCUGAUGACUUUUUCCGUCAGAAGAUAACUGGUGGCCGGUUACCAUCCAGAGUAGGUUCAGGCAUGAGAGAAGUUGUACAGCGAAAUGUGGAAGAAGCAUUUCACUAUCUUUUUGGGAAAGACAGGAAGCUAUUUGCUGCUGGUACACCAAAAGGUCCUACUUUUGAAAAAUGGGAUAAUGGGUAUCACAUUGCUCAGCAAAUAGUUGUGGGUCUGAUAGAUUGCAUCCGGCAGACUGGUGGUGCUGCUCAAGAAGGGGAUCCAUCUCUGGUUACUUCUGCUGUUGCUGCCAUAGUUGGCAGUGUUGGUCCAACUUUGGCAAAAUUGCCUGAUUUUUCAGCUGGCAGUAACCAUUCAAAUAUAUCAUUGGCUACAAGUUCUUUGAACUAUGCUAAAUGCAUUUUACGAAUGCAUAUAACUUGUUUGUGCUUGCUUAAGGAAGCCUUGGGAGAACGCCAAAGCCGUGUGUUUGAGAUUGCUCUUGCCAUGGAAGCCUCUACAGCUCUUGCAGGAGCUUUUGCUCCAAGUAAAGUAUCUCGAGCUCAGUUUCAAAUGUCACCUGAAACCCAGGAUACUGGUACUAUGUCGAGUGAUGUUGUGAACAACACUAGUAAAAUUGUGGUUGCAAGAACAACAAAAAUAAGUGCUGCCGUUUCUGCACUUGUUGUUGGUGCAAUUAUAUAUGGUGUUACGAGCCUGGAAAGAAUAGUUACCAUUCUCAGAUUAAAGGAGGGCCUGGAUGUUGUACAAUUUGUAAGAAGCACAAGAUCCAACUCAAAUGGGAAUGUACGUUCAGUUGGGGCUUUUAAGGUGGACAGUUCAGUUGAAGUUCAUGUCCAUUGGUUUAGAUUGCUUGUUGGGAACUGUAGAACCAUCUGUGAAGGCUUAGUUGUGGAUCUCUUGGAUGAACCGUCCAUUGUUGCUCUUUCAAGGAUGCAGCGUAUGCUUCCUCUAACUUUGGUCUUUCCACCUGCCUAUUCAAUAUUUUCUUUUGUUAUGUGGCGACCUUUAGUUAUGAAUGCUAAUGUAGCAGUUCGUGAAGACAUGAAUCAACUUUAUCAGUCUCUAACAAUGGCCAUAAAUGAUGCAAUAAAACAUUUGCCGUUCCGAGAUGUAUGCUUAAGAGAUUGUCAGGGUCUUUAUGAUCUUAUGGCUGCAAAUACAACUGAUGCAGAGUUUGCAACCCUGCUAGAGUUGAAUGGUUCCGAUAUGCAUUCGAAAGCUAUGGCAUUUAUUCCUCUCCGUGCUAGACAUUUUCUAAAUGCCAUGAUUGACUGUAAGAUUCCUCAAUCUAUUUAUACAAAGGAUGAAGGAACCCGGAAUUCUGGACACGGUGAAUCUAAAAUUGAUUUUACUGAUAGUGAAUCUACACUUCAGGAUAAACUUGUGGAUGUGUUAGAUGCUUUGCAGCCUGCCAAGUUUCACUGGCAAUGGGUUGAACUCAGGCUGCUUUUAAAUGAACAAGCCCUCAUUGAGAAAAUGAAGAUGCAUGACAUAUCUUUAGCUGAUGCUAUACAAUUGUCCUCACCUAGUUCAGAGAAGAGUGGUGCUUCUGAGAAUGAGAAUAAUUUUAUUGAAAUAAUUCUGACAAGGUUACUGGUUAGACCUGAUGCUGCACCCCUUUUCUCGGAGGUCGUUCAUCUUUUUGGGAAGUCACUAGAGGAUUCAAUGUUGUUACAGGCUAAAUGGUUCCUUGCAGGUCAAGAUGUCCUCUUUGGUAGAAAGACCAUUAGGCAACGACUGAUAAACAUUGCAGAAACUAAAAGAUUUUCUGUUAAGAGACAAUUUUCAGAACCUUGGGGUUGGUGCACCCCAUAUAAAGAUCAAGUUACUCUCAAGGGGGAUAAAAGGAAAGUUGAUUCUAUGCCUCUUGAAGAAGGAGAAGUUGUUGAAGAGGGAAUGGAUGUGAAAAGGUCCAUAAAAGGGUUCUCCUCAGUCUUUGACUCUGAAAGCUGCACAAGUAAGCCGCAGCAUCAGACUGAGAGGGCUCUUCUUGAGUUAAUUCUUCCUUGCAUAGAUCAAAGCUCUGAUGAAUCUCGUAAUUCCUUCGCAAGUGAUUUGAUCAAACAAUUAAAUUAUAUUGAGCAACAGAUAGCUGUAGUUACUCGAGGACCAACUAAGCCAGUAAGUACUCCUGUAACUGAAGGUCAGACAAACAAAGUAAAUAGCCGCAAAGCUAUAAGAAGUGGCAGUCCUGGGUUAGCCAGACGACCAACACCUGCUCCAGAUUCUUCUCCACUUCCUCCUGCGGCUUUGAGAGCAUCAAUAUCUUUACGUGUGCAGUUUCUCAUGAGAUUUCUUCCUAUUCUUUGCACAGACGGGGAGUCCUCUGUACGGAGUAUGAGAUACACACUUGCAUCUGUACUUCUUCGUCUCCUUGGCAGCCGUGUUGUGCAUGAGGAUGCAACGGUGAAUGCGAUGCACCAUUCUCCAUUGAGAAGGGAGGUGGAGUCACCUGCCGAAGCUGCUUUUGUAGAUUCUUCUGUUGAAUGCCUGUUUGAUCGACUGUUGUUGAUCUUGCAUGGAUUGUUGAGUUGUUCUCUUCCAAGUUGGCUUAGGCCAAAACCUGUUACAAAGAUAACUAAUGAACCUUCAAGGGAAUUUUCUGGAUUUGAUCGUGAGCCGUUGGAGGCAUUACAGAGUCACCUGGAUAACAUGCAACUGCCGGACACUAUCAGGUGGCGUAUCCAAGCUGCAAUGCCUGUGCUUCCUCCCUCUACACGGUGCACUUUCUCAUGCCAACUGCCAACAGUUCCAACUUCUGCUCUUGCAUCUCUUCAACCCAACACUACAAAUUCUGGGUUUAACUCCAGUAGUUCAACUUUCCCUCAGAGGAAUCCGGUUCCAUCAUCAAGGACUACAGCAUCAGGGAAGUCAAAACAGCAGGACAAUGAUUCGGAGACUGACCCUUGGAUGCUUUUAGAAGAUGGUGCUGGAUCUUGCCCGUCUGCAAGUAAUACUAAUAUCAUAGGAAGUGGUGAUCGUGUCAAUAGUCGUGCUUCCAGCUGGCUUAAAGGGGCAGUAAGAGUGCGGCGGACAGAUCUUACAUAUGUUGGAGCUGUGGAUGAGGAUAGUUGA